Messenger RNA from Pestalotiopsis fici W106-1, 1902 nucleotides. RefSeq lists its product as uncharacterized. The coding region runs from base 1 to 1902 and encodes 633 amino acids. The record is from RefSeq and is a predicted model, not a curated record. The transcript has a single exon. NCBI's taxonomy places the organism in Eukaryota, Fungi, Ascomycota, Sordariomycetes, Amphisphaeriales, Sporocadaceae.
AUGACGCAGACGCAGUCAGCAGCCGUGACAAAAUGCGAGGAGGAAAUGGCAACACUCCCAACCCAUGACCAGACCGAUGACAGCGCAACACCUAGAGUCCAAAUGACCAUGGUGGAGAGGAACCCGACAUCUGAUUUGCGAUCCUGCUCUUGCGAAAGUCCUUGCUCCUCGACGGAGACCAAUUCAACAGCAGCCGGCCCAACGACCUGUAAACUAUAUUCAAAACUCCCGCUUUCACAACACAUUCGCGAUGCUGGCCGGCCCAAACAGACAGCAUUCUCCAUCCGCCUCAUCAAGCUGAAGCCGGGUGUCGGCGGUGACGAUCUUGAGUGCGACCUCUUCUAUGUACCGUCACUCAAGAGCGUCCGCUUUGUGGCGCUCUCGUACUGCUGGGGAGACAAAAGUGACAUUACUCGAAUUAGUGUGAACGGGCGCAUGGUCAGAAUCACAAAGAGUCUUUACAAGGCACUAUUUCACCUGCGCCAUGCAUCAGUCGAGAUCAUCCUGUGGGCUGAUGCAAUUUGCAUUGAUCAAGGAAAUGAAUCCGAGAAGAGCUGGCAAGUCGAGCACAUGCCUCAAAUCUAUACUGCUGCUGCAGAGGUCAUUGCUUGGAUCGGUGAGGGUGCAAGUGGGAGCGAGCAAGCCAUGGAUUACAUAAAUCGCUAUGUCGGAGCCACGAGCGAGGCCCCGUGCCAGCAUCAGGAUGCUACUCCCCAUACGCAACUCAAGUCUCUAUACUCCAGAGAGUACUGGAAUCGCGUCUGGGUUAUACAGGAAAUUGCGGCCGCCCACCGGGUCAAUGGCAAAUGCGUCAUCAGAUGCGGCCAUAAAUCGGUUGCCUUUGCCGAUUUCCAGAGUUUCUUGACUAGGUUUUUUGCUGAGCAAAUCUACACAAAGGACGACAGCAUAAUGAGACCCAAGCAUCUUGUGGCCCUCAGUACCGCGUACGAGGGAAAAUCAUUCUUGCAAAUACUGUUUGACUCGGCUUCCUUCCAGUCCACAGACCCACGGGACAGAAUCUACGGAAUCAGGGGCAUAUUACCUGAAUUUUAUCGCAAUAGAAUCAAGGUGGAUUACCGAAUUGGAUUUCAGAAAUUGUGUCAAACCGUCAUAUCCACAUAUAUCAAACACGAAAAGAACCUCGGUAUCCUGUGCCAGUUCAAGAGAUUCUCACCAAAUGACCGCUACCCAUCUUGGGUGCGGGAUUUGAGGUGCGUAAUCGGAGGCAUAUCACCGUCCAUCUACUCAGCCUCGGCUGGCAGCGAGCCAAGAGCAUUUACUGAUGAUACUACUCUCCAUACAGAUGGAAGAUGUAUUGGAAGGCCAGGCCGUCUGAAAGGUCCUGUUGAUUUUCCAUUGCAACCGACGUUGGGACAGUCAUGGCCAGAAACGUCAAAUCUGUGGAAAAUCAGAACCUUCAUCACAAGAGCAUUGAGGAAACGUUAUCCGGGAAUAACACCCGAGGCCCUCGAGUCCCGCUCCAUGAACAUAGUCUCAGGAGAUAGGUGGCGAGGUGCCACCGCAGAGGAUACACGAGUCCCUCUCGAUGCUCGCGAAAUUUGGAAUUUCAUCAGCCAUCUUGAUACAUCCUCAGUUGUAGACGAAAAAGUGCUAUUGAUGUAUAAGCAUUUUAAUGUCAUCUUCAGCUCACUGAUCAACCGAACCUUGUUUACUACGAUCGGGGGGAGCAUCGGCGUCGGUCCCCCAGAUAUGAAGUACGGAGACAUGAUUUGCGUGCUCCACGGUUGCAGCUAUUGUGUUGUCCUACGAAAGGUCAAGAUACGGCACUACACCUUCGUAGGUCCAGCCUAUGUCGAAGGCGCCAUGAGUGGCGAGUACAUUCGCCAGGCCUUUGAUGAUGAAGGAAACCGAAUGGCUGAUGAGCGCUUUCACAUUCGUUGA